Molecule: messenger RNA, 1154 nt
Organism: Schistosoma margrebowiei
Lineage: Eukaryota; Metazoa; Platyhelminthes; Trematoda; Strigeidida; Schistosomatidae
Source: the annotation of a GenBank genome assembly
AUGGAGAAUCAUUACUUAAAUUUGAAUGAAGCAAAGUCAUAUUUAAAUAAUUCUACCCUAUUAACAAAGAGUAUACAAACUAUUAUAAAAGAAGAAGAGAAUUGUAAUGUCAAUGAUAAUAAUAACCAAAAUUCAGAAAUAAUUUCUGUCAAUUCUGAUAUUAACAGAAGUGGUCCUGUUGAUUACUUCACUGUUACAAAGACUGAUGAAUUUUCUGAGAUUAUGAAGCAGGACACUAUGUUGACUUCAUAUUUAAUCUCCAAUCAGGAGAAUAUUGAGAGGAAAGAGUAUUCUGAGAGGGAGAUUACUUACAAUCUGUUAUUACGUAGACUGGUUGAUGAAUAUCUCGACAGAAAAAUCACUUACUCACACCAACCAAAGUAUAUACUGGAUAUUUUGAAAUGCGUACUCGAGAGAAAUUUCCCUGAAUUCAGUGAUUCAUUUCAUCGUGAAAAAAUAUGCGCUUAUCUGAAAGCAUGCAGACGUAACGCUAAAAGAAGGAAUGGUGAACCGUAUGUGAGAAUGAGUGCACGUUAUCUAAGUUCUGGAAAGGCAUCCAAUUUGGCUGAAACUAUUUACCUGAAAGAGCACAGUUAUUUAAACAAUAUGAUUUCAAACACAGAAAACAAUAAGUUGAUUAGGCAAACAGCACCAAUGGUUGGUUGUCGUGAGACCACUGAAAAAGAGAUUAAAAACACAAACAAGCUGAUUCAUCAUCAAUCACAAUUACAUAAAUCUCAUCUCCAACAAGUUGACCCACAAAUUACCACUCACACAAUGAGCUAUAAUGAUGACAAUAUGAAAAUUAACAACAGUCAUGAUUUUCCUGUAAAUUCUGACGAAGAGAUUCCUACUUCAUUGAAUUCUGUUGCUCAACAAGUGAGUGAAUUUAUUAAUAUCUGACUAUUUAAUUAUGAUGUACAGCACAUAGAUGGAACUGUAUUUGUGAAAUUAUUAGAGCAAACAGCUGAAUUUCUCCAACUAAUAGCCAAUCGUCUAGAUGCUGGUCAAGAAACGUUCUCCUAAAAUAAACUUGAUAAUGUCGAAUCAUAAAAUGUGUUACUUAGAUAAAUUAUUUGUUCGUGAUGUUUAUAUUCUGUUUUGAAGUGUUUAAUUAUUACUAAAGUUUGGUCUUUUCUUAUGCACCAAUAUUG